AUGUCUUUUAAUCCUCGUGAAGAUUGGCUUCUUUGGCAAUUCGCCGAUUCGGCACUUCCAACUGGAGGCUUCGUUGCUUCUUCUGGGCUCGAGUCUGCAGCACAAACAGGGUACAUCCAUGACGCUGCCUCGCUUUCACUUUUUGUCUCUUCGAGUAUAACAAAUUACGCGUAUUCCGCCCUACCUUUCAUGAGCGAUGCUUGGAAGGUAUCUUAUGCAGCCGUAAAUGGGGAGUGUGUGUAUGAAGAGGAAGAAUUAUUGCGAGAAAUAAUGAAUUUUGAUGAUUUAUAUGAUGCUUGCACGAGUAAUACAGUUGCUAAGCGAGCUUCUAAAGCUCAAGGUGUUGCCAUGUUAACAUUAUUUGGAAAGUCUUUUUCCGGCGAGGAUUCGAAGGAAGGGGAAUCCAGUGAUGCAGUAUUAGAUAAGAUCUUAGAAAAAUUUAAAUUCGAGAUAAGACGUGGAAUAGCAUGUGGUCAUUUACCUGUGUGUUUUGGGAUUGUUGCUAGCUGUCUUGGUAUAAGUUUAGAACGUGCACAACAUUUAUUCCUUUUUCUUUUUGCGCGAGCAAUCCUGUCUGCGGCCGUGCGGCUCAACAUCAUUGGCCCAUAUUAUUCACAACGUGUGUUAACUGAGAGUCAAGUGUAUGUAGAGGAAGCUUUGGCAAAGACAAAGAAUCAUAGAUCUGAGGAAGCUGUACAGACAUCACCCUUGUUAGAUAUUUUUCAAGGAAGGCAUGAUAAAUUGUACUCUCGAUUAUUUAAUAGUUAA
This is a messenger RNA of Ambispora gerdemannii, 768 nucleotides long. The record is from the annotation of a GenBank genome assembly. Lineage: Eukaryota; Fungi; Glomeromycota; Glomeromycetes; Archaeosporales; Ambisporaceae.